AUGUCUAAAGACAAAGAUGGUGAGGAGCCACUUGGUAUAGGCCUUCAGGUGAUGCUAGCAGCAGCUUUCUCAUUAUUUGGUAUGAUCUUAUUAAUCAUCAUCUUCCAUUUUUGUGUAAAAUAUUUCAUUAGACGCCAACAAAGGAGACGCCAAAACGACCUUCUUUAUCAAAUCAGCACUCAAAUUGCACCAAUUGAUGUGAGUUCUGUGGAGCCACGCAACUCUGGCCUUGACCCUUUGAUCAUAGCUUCCCUGCCUAAGCUCUUGUACAAGCAAACGGACCAAUUCAAGCAAGGUGAAGAAGUUGUAGAGUGCUCGGUUUGCUUAGGCACUAUUGUGGAAGAUACAAUCAGUAGGGUGUUACCAAAUUGUAAGCACAUUUUUCAUGUUGAUUGUGUUGAUAAAUGGUUUAAUUCUAACACCACAUGCCCAAUUUGCCGCACCGUGGUUGACCCAAAGGUGCAACCAGAACAUGGUCAUUUAGGUGCCACACGGCUUCACAACCAAGUCCAACCCACAGCACCACCAGCUGAGGGUGGUGAUGAGCUACCAGAUGGUAAUGAAUUGGAGAGGGUGGGAUGUUCAGGUUUGAGAAUAGGAUCUUUUCAUAGGAUGGUUAGUAACAGGGAAAGAUCCGGGAGAAGGACUCAGAGCUGUGAUGGAUCUACCAUAGUAGAUAUAGAAAGACACUAA
Glycine soja is the source of this 693-nucleotide messenger RNA. Its product is annotated as E3 ubiquitin-protein ligase ATL41-like. Lineage: Eukaryota; Viridiplantae; Streptophyta; Magnoliopsida; Fabales; Fabaceae. Bases 1 to 693 code for a protein of 230 amino acids. The record is from RefSeq and is a predicted model, not a curated record. The transcript has a single exon.